Messenger RNA from Linnemannia hyalina, 1701 nucleotides. NCBI's taxonomy places the organism in Eukaryota, Fungi, Mortierellomycota, Mortierellomycetes, Mortierellales, Mortierellaceae. The record is from the annotation of a GenBank genome assembly.
AUGGACGUCACCAACGGGUCGCCAAACAACUCGCUAGCCUCGUCCUUACAGGCAAUGAAUAUCGGCAGCAAGGAUCAGGAGAGCAACAGCCCUGCAAAGCGAGCUAUGCCUGCCAUGGCUGCCACUCAUAGUCACGUCGGCAUGAACCCCAACAGGAUAAGGCCGACUGAAGAUAUCUUUAACCCCGACGACCCGCAUAUCCACGAAGGAUACAAUGCUUCGCAAAUGACGAUCCAGGAUGAGUCCAAUGUUAAAUGGCACGAGCGGGAGGAAAACACUAACGACACGCGUCGGUUGAAGAAGGCCAUCCUUGAUGGAGAGUGGACAGAAGUCGACAAGAUCUGUUCAAAACCGCUCUUCAAGAACCAAAAGAGUUUUCUCUUUGCCGUCUACAAGCAGCAGUAUCUCGAGUACAUUGAGCAUCGGGAAAUGCAAAAGGCAUUCACAUUUAUUCAAAAGCGCUUGAAACCCCUGGAGCAGCAUCAAAAGACCCCAGCAGAGUUCAAGGACCUGUGUUACCUUCUUACAACAAAGUCAAUCCAUGACGCGCCUUCGUUCAGAAGUUGGGAAGGAAUCGCUCAGGGACGAGACAAGUUGGUCGAAAAGUUCCAGAGCAUGCUCGAUGUCGAGAACUCUGUCAAGGAUGGUUCGAUCUAUGUGCCUCCAAACAGAUUGCUCAACCUUCUCCGCCAAGCGGUUGCCUACCAGAUCGAGGUAUCACGCUACCAUCCAAGGAUCUCACCCAUUGUCGAAACACUUUUGCAAGACUUUUCGCCCUUUGUGAUUCCCAACGCAUGCAAAACCAUCAUGCAAGGUCAUCGCGGCAACGUCAAGUGUGCCGAGUUUGUUGGACACGAAGGCCGCACCAUCAUCUCUGGAUCAAGCGACAAUACGCUCCGGGUGUGGGACACGGAAUCAGGGCAAUGUCUUCAUAUUUUGGAAGGUCACUCUUCAAGAAUCUGGGAUGUAUCAUCCAACGAUGCUGGAACAACUGUCGCCAGUGCCAGUGGAGACUCGACUGUCAAGAUUUGGGAUAUCAAGGGCUCCAAGGCUUCCUGUCGGGCUACCCUCAGCGGCCAUUCUGGAGAUGUCUACACUGUGAAAUAUCACCCAACCAGCAACCAUGUGGUUUCGGGAGGAUACGACAAGAUUGUGAGGCUGCACGACUUGACGACAGGACAAGUAGUAAAGACAUUCAGCGGGCACCAGCUCGCGGUCUCCAAAGUCAUUAUUAACCCCGUCGGCAACCUCAUUGUCAGUGGAUCCAAGGACAACACUAUCAAGUUCUGGGAUCUCGUUUCAGGCGUGUGCAUCAAGACCAUAUCUUCUCACUUGGGCGAGGUCACUUCCGUAGCCAUGAACUCAAACGGCACGCUUCUUCUCAGCAGCUCAAAAGACAACUCGAACCGCCUAUGGGAUGUCCGUAUGACACGCCCUCUCCGGAAGCUCAAGGGUCAUCAGAAUACGUCCAAGAACUUUAUCAGAGCAGGAUUCGCACACAACUCGCUGCUGGUAGGAGGAUCCGAGGAUGGACUUGUCUACAUCUGGGACCAAGAGUCGGGAGACAUCCUGCAAAAGCUCCAAGGACACGAGGCCAUGGUCUACAACGCCGUUUGGUCACCCAAGCAGAGCAUGUUUGUCAGUUCAAGUGAUGACAGAACUGUCCGCACCUGGUAUUACGAUGAAAAACGAGCUCUGUGA